AUGCUUGUAAGCCAAAUCAUUAAGCUAGUAAACGAUUAUAAUAAUUUACCAACAUGUUUACACAGGGUGAGUUGCAAGGACAAGAUAAAGGAGUUGAGAAAAGUGAAUUCAAGUUGGAUCAAAUGGAUCAAAGUUUAAAAAGUAAAACAGAAAUUAAAACACACACACACACACAUAGUACUGUUAUUGUGUUCGUGACGCAGACACAUCCUUUUGCAAACUCUUCAUGAGUUUAAAUCCCACAGUGAGUUGUCGGUGUGAGUGAGUGUCCGUGCUCCUAGUGGUCACAGGUGGUAAUGACCUGUAAUAACGCUCUGGGGCUGCUCACAAACACAACCCGGGUGUCCGAUGGCUGUGCGCUGGUUAUGCAGCCUGUUUGGGAAGCCCUUUGAUGGUGGGAAGAGGACAAUGGAUCAUGGCAACCAACAGCAACAGCAACCACAAACCCAGUUCAUGGCAGGGCCGUUUCAGGCAUACAUGGGCCCGCAGGGUCCAUUCCCUGGGCCCCACCCCACCCAGCUGCGCCUGGAUGAGCUUCAAAGGGAAGCGAUGCCGCUAGGACAGCAAGUGUGGUCCUUCAGCGGCCUGCAGAGUGACAGAGAGUACAAACGACUUGAGAGGGAGCUGACGCGACUCCAGCUGGAGGUGGAUCAGGUGGAUACGGAGGGACGGAUGGAACUGCAGCAGGCUCGGAAGCGAGCAGCAGGAGAGAUGGAGGGGUUGUUGCGCUACCUUGAGGGUAAUGCUACUCACCCAUCUCGGUUAGCUAUAGAGGAGCUGAGCCAGGAAGCGCAAAGGCUCCUGCUGGCAGGGGUGGUGGCUCCUUUUCGGCAAGGACAGGCUCAGGAUGCAGCGGAGACUGGUGAGGACCUCGUGGAGGCUGUGCAAGAUGUGGCAAUGCGCCUGGCCCAGAUCAAGACAGGUGGAAGUGUGCCACUGAGGAAGGCCCGUUAUCGUGCUCUUACUCGAGUCUGUGCAGUACAGGAUGUGCUGGAGGGCCGUGUUCGCACGCACACACUUGCACUGCCUCUGUCUGAGGAGACACACGAGGCUGUGCAGCGCAUUAAUCAUGUGAUGGUGCAGGUGAGCGGUGCUCGCUGCCAGCUGGUUGCUCUGCUGAUGGGGCUGAGUGGGCGGGAUAGCUGUGCCCACCUAGCACGUGUCCUCACUGAGCUGUUAGUGGAGCUGGAUGCACUGGAUGUGUCCAGCAACUCAGCAGUGAGGAACUACAGGAAGCAGGUGGUGGAAGAGAUCAAUGGCCUCCUCAAACACCUCGACCUGGAGGGGGAGGGUGAUGACACUCACAGGUAUGACUUGACACAAAACGACUCCAUUCGUGAAAUCGAGGCCAUCCGAACCCGUGUGUCUGUGCUGCGGGGGGAUGUACUGAGACAGGGCAUGGCAGGCCAUGGGGCAGAGCUUCAGAGCCUUUUAUCUCAUCUCGACCAAGUGGACACUGGACGCAACCCCUGCAUUAGAGAAGCACGGCGAAGGGCUGUGCUGGAGAUCCAGGCAGUUAUCACUUAUCUUGAACUCCGGGAAACGAUCGGCCGCUGGAAUCCAGAACCAAAUGAACCCCCGGCUCAUGCGGCUGUGUGGCGUGUCCUUGCCAGCCUCUCUGACCUGCAUUUCCAAGUGCUUGGCUUUGAUGGCAAGAGAGCUGACAAGAGCUACAUGGUGCUUGAGGAGUUGCUGACCAAGCAGCUUCUGGCUCUGGAUGCUGUGGACCCUCAGGGGGACCAAGGAACAAAGGCCGCUCGCAAACAAGCGGUUAAAUAUGCCCAGAACAUCCUCGGCUACCUGGACAUGAAGACAGAUGAGUGGGAAUAUUGAGAGAGUGAAGAGAAUAAAAGCAGAAUCCUUGAAAGAUUCACUUGCACAAAGUGCUUUGAUAAUGUUUUGUGCCUAGUUAAUGGCGUGGUGGUAGAGGACAUGCACAAGUCAAAUUUGUAUAUAAAAGACUUUGUCCUAGAUAGUAAAAUUCUUUCCCUACAUGCACUGCAAUUCCUGCUUUUAUUUUAUUUGGGUACUAUCCCGGUCAUUGGGCAGUGGUCCAGUUGUUACUGAAAAGUUUUGUUCACUAAAUUGUCCACAAGCAAACCUA
Messenger RNA from Clarias gariepinus (North African catfish), 2104 nucleotides. RefSeq names its product BCL2 associated athanogene 5 (gene bag5). Gene Ontology annotation, cellular component: nucleus; cytoplasm; membrane. Gene Ontology annotation, molecular function: protein-folding chaperone binding; adenyl-nucleotide exchange factor activity. NCBI's taxonomy places the organism in Eukaryota, Metazoa, Chordata, Actinopteri, Siluriformes, Clariidae. The record is from RefSeq and is a predicted model, not a curated record. Gene Ontology annotation, biological process: negative regulation of protein ubiquitination; regulation of inclusion body assembly; protein stabilization. The transcript is spliced from 5 exons. The coding region runs from base 349 to 1833 and encodes 494 amino acids.